AUGGGAAACAAUUCGACGUGGAGUAAUUUUACCCAAGUUCUGUCGGAGCUGGACGGGACGGGCGGCGAAGAAGAGGAGGGCGACGACGAGGAGGAAGGUGGCGGGAGCGGACGGAGGGAGGGCGGACUGCGCGUCUUCGUCGGCUGCGUCCUCUUCCUGCUCAUCGUGUCCACGCUGCUCGGGAACACGCUGGUGUGCGCCGCCGUGGUCAAGUUCCGGCACUUGCGCUCCAAAGUCACCAACUUCUUCGUUAUCUCGCUGGCAGUGUCUGACCUGUUUGUGGCCGUGCUGGUGAUGCCCUGGGAAGCCAUCACCGAGGUUACAGGCACGUGGCUUUUCGGGCGGUUUUGUGGCGUCUGGAUCGCUUUUGACAUCAUGUGCUCCACAGCGUCCAUCCUAAACCUGUGUAUCAUCAGUGUGGACCGCUACUGGGCCAUCGCCAGCCCCUUCAAGUAUGAGCGGAAAAUGACUCACAGGGUGGCUUUUGUCAUGAUUGGGGUGGCAUGGACGCUGUCGAUCCUCAUCUCCUUCAUCCCAGUGCAGCUCAACUGGCACCGGGCUGGGGAGGAAGAGGAAGAGGAGGAGAUGAUGGAGGAGGUGUUGGCCAUGAUGGCCACCAGUGGCAAGAACUUCUCAAGCAGCAGCAACCUUAGCACUAGUGUCAACAGCAAGAGCUGUGUUGCUAACUUAAACAAGACAUACGCUAUAUCCUCAUCAUUCAUUAGCUUCUACAUUCCUGUGGUGAUCAUGAUCGCCACCUACACCCGGAUCUACCGGAUUGCCCAAACCCAAAUCCGUCGAAUCACAUCUUUGGAGCGUGCAGCAGAGCAAGCCCAGAACCAAGGCCAUGGAGUGAACCGGAACCAGCAACAGCACCACAGGACCAAUGAUGAAGCCUCGUUGAAGUCAUCAUUCAAGAAGGAAACCAAAGUCCUAAAGACGCUCUCUAUCAUCAUGGGGGUUUUUGUCUUCUGCUGGUUGCCAUUCUUCGUCCUCAACUGCACAGUCCCCUUCUGUGACCCGCCUUGUGUCAGCGACACCACCUUCACCGUCUUUGUCUGGUUUGGGUGGGCCAACUCGUCCCUCAACCCUGUCAUUUACGCAUUCAAUGCGGACUUCCGCCGAGCCUUUGCCACCAUUCUUGGUUGCAACAGGAUCUGCUCAAACAAUGCAGUGGAAGCUGUGAACUUCAGCAACGAGCUUGUUUCUUACCACCAUGACACAACGCUCCACAAGGAGGCAAUGGUCCCUGUGCAGCCGCAGCAACACCCGCGCUCUGUCAACGUUGGGUCUGACCACCUGGAGGACAUGAGUGCACAGUUUGACGAGGAGUCACUCAUUUCUAAUGGUUCUCAGAGCCAUAACAGACUGCUGUUACUACCUGCCACUGUCCAGUUCGAGGAUGACCCGGAGAUCUCCUUGGAAACAAUCACACCAUUCACCUCAGCAGCGGGGCUGGAGAGUGAUGCACUAAUACCUGGGCAAGUGCACCAGGAUGGAUAAGACAGAAACUAAACACUAACUAAACAGGAAGUUUGUGUUUUCCUCUAAAUAAGAGCAGAAAA
Messenger RNA from Lates calcarifer (barramundi perch), 1565 nucleotides. RefSeq names its product D(1)-like dopamine receptor. Lineage: Eukaryota; Metazoa; Chordata; Actinopteri; Centropomidae. Gene Ontology annotation, biological process: adenylate cyclase-activating adrenergic receptor signaling pathway. Gene Ontology annotation, cellular component: membrane. The record is from RefSeq and is a predicted model, not a curated record. Gene Ontology annotation, molecular function: G protein-coupled receptor activity.